This is a messenger RNA of Marchantia polymorpha subsp. ruderalis, 1448 nucleotides long. The record is from the annotation of a GenBank genome assembly. NCBI's taxonomy places the organism in Eukaryota, Viridiplantae, Streptophyta, Marchantiopsida, Marchantiales, Marchantiaceae.
ACCUUUAUAGUGCAGGGAGAGAGAGAGAUCGGACCGGAGACGAGGGACGAGGAACAGAGGGCAAAGGCUAAUGGUCGGAGCAGCAAUUACGAGAGUAGGAGCGAUCGUGCGACUGGGGCAGGAGCAGUGGCAGAGAGAGCAGCAGCAGCCUUUACUCAAGUCAUUUGGAGUUCACAUUUGGAGAAGCUCCAGAACUCUCCACAAGUUUGGCCUUAGCUCGAGAAGUAUGGCUAAAUCCGCGAUAGCCGAGGUCGAAAAUGGGGAAUUCAAGCGAUCCCCGUCGUCCUACCGCAGUUUCAUUUCCCGAAGCGCGGAUGCAGAGUUUCCUCCAGAAGCGGGAAGAUAUCAUCUCUAUAUCUCUUACGCUUGCCCGUGGGCUUCACGAUGCUACAUGUUCUUGAAGCUCAAGGGUUUAGAUCACGCAAUUGGCCUCACGGCUACAAAAUCCAUGUGGGUGAAAACCAAGGAGGACCCAACGGACGAACACUAUGGAUGGGGGUUUCCUGCAGACGAUGAGGAGGAGCCUGGUGCUAAACCCGACCCCUUGAAUGGGGCUAAGUUCGUUCGCGAUUUGUAUGAUAUAGCAGACCCUACCUUCUCCGGCAAGUAUACUGUGCCUAUAUUGUGGGAUAAGAAGAAGAAAACUAUCGUUAAUAACGAGAGCUCAGAGAUUACAAAAAUGCUCAACGAUGAAUUCAAUGAUAUUGCGAAGCAUCCAGAAGUUACCCUCUUUCCUGAACAUUUGAAGAGCAAGAUUGACGAGGUCAACAGCUGGACUUACAACUCCAUCAACAAUGGCGUGUACCGGUGUGGCUUUGCCACCCAACAAGGACCGUACGAUAAGGCUGCGAAUGAACUUUUUGAGGCGUUGGACAAGUGCGAAGAUAUAUUGUCCAAACAACGUUAUAUAGCAGGGAACGAGUUCACAGAGGCUGAUGUUAGACUAUUCGUCACCUUGAUCCGUUUCGAUGAGGUGUAUGUUGUUCAUUUCAAAACCAACAGGAAGUGCAUCAGAGAAUAUCCCAACUUAUUCAACUACACCAAAGAUGUUUAUCAAAUUCCAGGUGUUGCUGAAACCGUAGUUAUGCCUCACAUCAAAGGACAUUACUACAGAAGCCAUCCUACCAUCAACAAGUAUAAGAUCAUAUCUGUGGGACCAAAUAUAGACUAUUCAGCUCCUCAUGAUAGAGACCGUUUCCACAUUUCCAGUCUGUAAUUUAUAGGUUCUUGUACUUAUAUGUCCAAUUUUGUUUGUAAAUGUCUCGAUUACACAGCUUUCUGUAUAUUAGGCAGAUAGAGUGGACCCUUACGAGGGAAGUGUACUAGGAAGAUUGGAUUAAUAUAUGAAGAAGAUUAGAUUUGGAUUAUUGGAGUAUGAAUUUUAGAAUAUGACGUGUGACCUAUUUUGUUGUCGAUUUUGAAUCAAUAUACACUCAAAACUUUUUCGU